Haliaeetus leucocephalus (bald eagle) is the source of this 1248-nucleotide messenger RNA. It is a transcript of the gene ZPLD1, whose product is annotated as zona pellucida-like domain containing 1. The record is from RefSeq and is a predicted model, not a curated record. The coding region runs from base 1 to 1248 and encodes 415 amino acids. NCBI's taxonomy places the organism in Eukaryota, Metazoa, Chordata, Aves, Accipitriformes, Accipitridae. Gene Ontology annotation, cellular component: cell surface. The transcript is spliced from 10 exons.
AUGGAACAGGUAUGGUUACUGCUCCUGCUGACGAUUAAAGUGCUUUCAGUGACGGCUCAGUUCAAUGGAUACAACUGUGAUGCUAACCUCCAUAGCAGGUUUCCUGCUGAACGAGAUAUCAAUGUUUUCUGUGGAGUACAGACAAUUACUAUGAAGAUAAAUUUUUGCACAGUUCUUUUUUCUGGUUAUUCUGAGACAGAUCUGGCACUGAAUGGGAAACAUGGGGAUGCCCACUGCAGGGGUUUCAUCAAUAACAACACUUUUCCAGCAGUGGUCAUUUUCAUCAUCAAUCUGAGUACUUUGGAAUCCUGUGGAAACACUUUAGUGGUAUCCUCAGCUCGAGGUAUCAGUGCUUAUGGAAAUACCUCAGUGGUACAAAUAGGUAAUGUUUCAGGCUAUAUUGAUACGCCAGACCCACCAACGAUUAUCAGCUAUUUGCCUGGGCUUCUGUACAAAUUUAGCUGUAGCUAUCCACUGGAGUACUUGGUUAACAAUACCCAGCUUGCUUCGUCAUCAGCUGCUAUUUCUGUAAGAGAAAACAAUGGUACAUUUAUCAGCACUUUGAAUUUGUUGCUUUACAAUGAUUCAACCUACAGCCAGCAGCUCCUUAUUCCAAGUACAGGUUUACCUUUGAAAACCAAAAUAUAUGCAGCUGUAAGAGCAACCAACCUUGAUGGCAGGUGGAAUGUUUUGAUGGACUACUGCUACACCACGCCAUCUGGUAAUCCUAGCGAUGAUCUUCGAUAUGAUCUUUUUUUCAGCUGUGACAAGGACCCGCAGACAACUAUAAUUGAAAAUGGCAAGAGCCAAAUGGGCCGCUUUUCCUUUGAGGUGUUUCGCUUUGUGAAGCACAAGAACCAGAAGAUGUCUACGGUCUUCCUUCACUGCGUGACAAAGCUGUGCAGAGCAGAUGACUGUCCCUUUCUUGUGCCAAUUUGCAGUAACAGAGAAAGAAGAGACACUGGUGGGAGGACAACUUGGAGCCCUCAGAGCACCUCUGGCAAUGCUGUAAUCUCUGCUGGCCCCAUCAUUACAAGGAGUGAUGAGACGCCAACCAACAAUUCACAGCUUGCUCGUCCAAACGGACCUCCUUUCCAGCUGAACUCAGUCACCAGCGCACUGAUUUCAGGCAUUGUCAUCCUAGGAAUCACAAGCAUUUUCUUUUUUGUAUGUUCCCUAACUCUUCUGCACAGGAAGUGGCCCAACAGUUCAGUCUUGAGUGGCAUCCUAAACCCAGUUUUCAACUGA